GAGAUGAAGGGGCAGCCCCUUGUCCCCACGCUGGACCCAUCCGAGUCGGGCAGCAUCUCCCAUGUGGCCGACAGCAGCAGCGCCGAGCUGCCUUCAGACCUGGGCAUGUGCCAGGAGCUCCACUCUCCCUCCGGCCCGACCACCGCCCCCGCGGGCAGCCAGAGCUCAGGCAUCCUGGUGCCACAGGCAACAACGAGAGGGUUGGUCCCAGCUGGAAGCAGUGGUGAGCAGGAGGGGCCUCCCAGCCCGGCAGCUCUCCCUGGGAGUCCAGCAAUGCAAGGCAGCCCCCAGGCAGGGUCAGGGGCUGGGGUCUCCUCUCCAGGUGCUGCCAGCCACUCAACCAUCGUCCCUCCAGCUCCCACCACCACUGGGCACAUGCAGCCUCUGUCCUUCAAGCCAACGAGGCACACAGUGGGUCUUGCCCUGGGUGCUGUCACCGUGGAGCAGAUGCCAGUGACAGCAUGGACCACAGGGCCAUUGCUCCUCCAGGAUGAGCACAGCAGAGCAACAUCAACCCCCAGCACAAGCAGGAGCUCUGCUGAGCCACACAGUACUGCCAUGCUCCUGUCCCAGGAGGUCAUACUGGAGCUGGAUGAGGCCACCUCACCUUUGGCCACAGCUGCCAGCCUCUCUCAGGACAAGGCCAGCCCCAUGAAGAUGGCAGCAGCCGCAGCCAGUCCCCCCAGCACAGCUGCAGAGGGAGCCAGCAUGGCAGCCCCACCGCCUGCAGACCCCCCGAAUGCAUCCUUGGCAAAGGUCACCUUUUCUUCUGCCACCAUUGACACCAGCAAGGCUACAGAGCCAGGGACAUGUACCUUGCCCAGUGCUGACCACAAUGCCUCACAGCACCCUCCUGGGCCUCCCACUCAGCUGCCUCUAGCCCUUUUGCCCCAGCUUCCUGAUGAUGCUGUGCUGGGCACAGGGGAGAUGCUUCCCCUCAGCCACAGCGUGGCCCCGGGCACUGCUGGACAUGGGCUGCCUGGAGACAACGCUGUCACCCAGCCCCAGGCCACCACACAAGCUGCAGGCACACCGGCUACAGUGAUGGAUAUCAUAGCUGGAGAGCACAUCCCACCUCUGGGAAGCACCAGUGCUGAGCUGGUAUCCAUCAGGAAUGAGGCCAAUACCAAAGCCACUGCCAUCCCGGAGACCAAGGACACACCAGGAGGGCUCAGCAUGAGUCUGUCCCCCCAUGUAGCUCUCAAUGACCCUGAUGGUCCCCCUCCAAGGCCCUUUCCUUACUCUAUGGAUUCUCUUCUCAAUGACCCUGAUGGUCCCCCUCCAAGGCCCUUUCCUUACUCUAUGGAUUCUCUGCUCCCUCAGUCCCUCUCAACAGGCCUUGGAACCACCACAGCAGAGACAGCUGCAGGCAGAUCUCCUCCAGUCACUCCCGAUCUGCGCUAA
Messenger RNA from Cyanistes caeruleus (blue tit), 1404 nucleotides. The record is from RefSeq and is a predicted model, not a curated record. NCBI's taxonomy places the organism in Eukaryota, Metazoa, Chordata, Aves, Passeriformes, Paridae.